AAUGGACAGGGUAUUGCCCGUCAUUCUGUUUCCCAGUUUCUCUCUUCUACACCACCACUCAGCCAUGGCAGACAUUCUUCAGCUUAGAUAAUGGAAUCCUGUUCCUGAAGGUCUACGGAACCCUUAAGAACUGGAUUCAUUUUACUAGAACUCCUUUGUGGGUCUUUUUCGUGUCAGUCCAGCAAUUUGGAGAGGAAAUGGAGCGGCCAAAUCGAGGGCAGAGAUGGGCUAAUUUGAAGCAACGGCUAGGACUGAUGAAGGGGAUGGGGUGCUGUGGAGGCGCAUGGAGUUCAACAUCGUCAACUUUGACGAUGAUUGAUGGUAUAGGUUUAAGCCGCCAUGGAAGUAGCCGCAGCCAUAGAGACGAUGGGAUUCGGAGCUCUGCAGCUUCCGGGAUGAACUUGGCGAUGGCUCUGGCGGCUGAGAGAAACUUAACCGAGGAAGGAGGCCCCACCGUCGGCAAUGUGAAAUCACUGAUGAGAUUAUUUGAAGAAAUAGACGGUGGGGAUUGGAAGACGAGAAGAAAGGAGAGUGAGAAUAACGGUGAUUGGUUGUGCUGCGUGUGCAUGGAGAGGAGUAAAGGUGCUGCUUUUAUUCCCUGUGGACACACCUUUUGUAGGGUAUGUUCUAGGGAACUACGGCUCAAAGGAGGCACCUGUCCUAUUUGCAGCCGUUCGAUCAUUGAGAUUCUUGAUAUUUUUUAAGAUAGAAGAAAAUUCAUUUUCGUUCUCCUAAAUUAUUGUCUUCACGUGAUCUUUGUGUUUUUAUAUGAAAUCAUGGAAGAAAGGAUAAGGCAGCUGAUUUUUGGUUUGCACAA
Molecule: messenger RNA, 817 nt
Organism: Cucurbita maxima (winter squash)
Lineage: Eukaryota; Viridiplantae; Streptophyta; Magnoliopsida; Cucurbitales; Cucurbitaceae
Product: RING finger protein 141-like
Exons: 2
Coding region: 198-704 (168 amino acids)
Source: RefSeq, a predicted model, not a curated record